AUGGAUGAGGUACCAGAUACAGCCCAGCACUUUAUCGAGUGUGACACGGAAUCUUGUAGAAACUUCUCCGAGUUUUACUGCAAUACCUGUCACCAAAGAAUUUGUGACCAAUGCAAACAGUGCCAUCUAGAGCAGAACAUUGGACAUGAGAUUGUUCUCUAUCACGAGAGAAAAAGAAAACUUCCUUCAGAGAAAUGCAGUAUCCACCCCACAAAAGACAUAAAUAUCCACUGUGAUGUGUGCCAAGAUCCUCUUUGUUCUACAUGCUUUGCCCAACAUCACAGUGAUCAUGAUAACAGUGACCUUGAAACUAUCUACAAUGACAUUCUACAGCUAUGUCAGAAGGAAAUAACUGAGAUCUGGAAAACAGUUAUUCCUGACGCUAAAGAUAAUGUAAAAUCGAUUGGAGAAAAGAUGGAUAAUGUCAAUAGAGAAAUUGCCAAGUUUAGAGUAUCCAUGAAGAAGAGAGCAGAUGAACUGAAAGAGGUGGUUGAUAGCAUAAUUAAUCAUAAUAACAAAAACCUGGAUGAGAUCGAGAACUUUGUUAUAAAUGAUAUGGUGAAACAACAGAAGGAAACAGAGGACUAUAUAACUUACCUGGAAAAAAUGACUUCAGACUAUGAACGUAAAAUGUCAUCAAUAAAUCCAACUGAAUUAAUCUCAUUCCAUAAGGAUAUUUCAUUAGCUUCCCUGAAGAUGCUGAACAAAGCUAAAUCCAAACUGCCAAUUUUCACACUAGGCACACUUAAUAAAGAUGAAAUAGCCAAACAGUUAGGUAAAAUUGAAAUAGAUUUAUCUGGAAGGUUUAAGCUUUCAUCUGUCACAAAAGUAAACGAAGUAACCUGCCGGGGACAUAAAACUUUUCAUUUGUCUCUCUUGCACCCCCAAAAAAUUUGGGCUAGUGAUAGCUUGGGUUAUCUCAUUCAGUAUGAUAUGGUAGGAAACAUCUUACAGAAAAUAUCAACCAGUAUGAGGGAAAAGCAAGGUAACCACACAGUCACAAAAGAGGGAGAACUUCUUUACACAGAUAUCGAUAAAAAUACUGUAUACAGAGUAACUAGUGACAUGUCCAUCAACAAACUUGUUGAGACAGGGAGCUGGGUACCUGGAGCAAUCUACUCUUCUCCUAUCAAUGGACACAUAUUGGUCGGGAUGGGGACAAAGUCAGACAACAAAGUAACCAGAUACAACAGAGAAGGGAGGAAGUUACAGGACAUACAGUGGGAUGAGGAAGGACAAACUCUGUACCAAAGUGUUAACUUUAUCACAGAGAACAAUAAUGGUGACAUUUGUACAUCAGAUAGCAGAGCCAAAAAGGUGGUGGUGGUGACCAAAUUAGGAGAGUAUCGGUUCUCUUACUCUGGUAAUGAAUCUCAGUAUAGAUUCUGUCCCUAUGGAAUCUGUACAGAUGUUCUGGGACACAUUCUGGUGUGUAACAGCCAUAUUUGGUAUAAUGAGAAUUGCUCUAGUAUCCACUUGCUGAACAUAAAUGGUCAGUUCCUGUCUCUUUUGCUCACAUCCGAACAAUAUCCUGCAUAUUACUUUACUCUCUGUAUUGAUAAUCAGCAUAAUUUCUGGGUCGGGGGAUGGAACAGUUCUACUGUCUCUGUGUACAAGUAUUUGCAGAACACAAAAAAUAAUAUUUAA
This is a messenger RNA of Saccostrea echinata, 1647 nucleotides long. RefSeq lists its product as uncharacterized. Gene Ontology annotation, biological process: positive regulation of DNA-templated transcription. Bases 1 to 1647 code for a protein of 548 amino acids. The record is from RefSeq and is a predicted model, not a curated record. Gene Ontology annotation, cellular component: chromatin; nucleoplasm. Gene Ontology annotation, molecular function: zinc ion binding; ubiquitin-protein transferase activity. The transcript has a single exon. NCBI's taxonomy places the organism in Eukaryota, Metazoa, Mollusca, Bivalvia, Ostreida, Ostreidae.